This is a messenger RNA of Cynara cardunculus var. scolymus (artichoke), 1879 nucleotides long. RefSeq lists its product as uncharacterized. The transcript is spliced from 16 exons. Lineage: Eukaryota; Viridiplantae; Streptophyta; Magnoliopsida; Asterales; Asteraceae. Gene Ontology annotation, molecular function: protein binding. The record is from RefSeq and is a predicted model, not a curated record. The coding region runs from base 135 to 1772 and encodes 545 amino acids.
AUAGCAAAUAAAAAUAUUGGGUGUCAAUGGCGGACACGCCGCCUUUCUCAUUUCUCCCGCUAAAACAACCGUAGAGUCCUCCAGUUCUAGAUACAAACAAAUCGUAGAAGAGAACAGUGACGGUGAGGAUCAAAAUGGGGUUGGCUUGGCUAGCUUCCAGAGCUCUUCGAUCAUCUUCAUCUAGGGUUUUAUCGUACAGAACCAUCUUCUCUACACCUGACCUCUGCAAACCAGUAGCUCUUGGAGCUAGGUUUCAUUUCCCCAACUCAGACCCAAAGUCCUGUUCGGUUCACAUUGCACGGUUUUAUUACCAUGAUCAGCUCUCUAUCUCCGUUAAUUGGCGUAAGCAGAGGUCUGUUGCUUCUAGCCUAGUGGCAUUACUUCCAGCACUAUUUCUUGGAUUAAGCUUGACUCCUGUAUUGGCUGAAGAUGCAUCGACAGAAUUAACUGAAACUGAUUCAAGUGGGAGUGAUUUUACUGGUUUACGCAAAAUUGAUGAUGGGUCGGUAGUAUCGAACAUACAUACAUCCAAGUGGAGGGUGUUCACUGACAAUGGAAGGGAUUUAUUUUUGCAGGGCAAAUUGGAGGAUGCAGAGCGGUUGUUUGUGGGUGCACUGCAAGAAGCUAAAGAGGGUUUUGGGGAAAGGGAUCCUCAUGUUGCCUCUGCAUGCAACAACCUGGCUGAAUUGUAUAGAGUUAAGAAGGCAUUUGAUAAAGCAGAACCAUUGUACUUGGAAGCAAUUAAUAUUCUUGAGGAAUCAUAUGGACAUGAAGACGUAAGGGUUGGGGCUGCCCUUCAUAAUCUAGGUCAAUUUUAUCUUCUCCAAAAGAAAUUGGAUGCAGCUCAUGCUUGCUAUAAGCGUGCCCUAAAGAUAAAGAGGCAAGUUUUGGGAGAGGAUCAUGCUGACUAUGCAGAGACUAUGUAUCAUCUAGGAAAGGUGCUAUACCUUCAAGGAAAUGUGAAGGAUGCUGAAGCCCUCAUCACGGAAUCUAUUCAGAUAUUUGAGGAUGGCGGGCAAGGAGAAUCUUUCUUAUUCCUGAGGAGACUGCGGUAUCUUGUUCAGAUUUAUAUCAACUGCAAUAAACUCACUGAUGCUGUGAACAUACAGAGAAAGAUCUUGCAUAUAAUGGAAGUAUCAAAGGGGAGGGACUCUUUGGAGACUGUCAUUGCAGCUGAAAGUCUUGCACUGACUCUUCAGUCAGUAGGGAGUUUGAUGGAAGCAAAAGAACUUUUAGAAAGAUGUCUCAAUUCCCGGAAAAGGUUACUUCCUGAAGACCAUAUUCAGAUAGCUGCCAACUUACUUCACAUGGCUAGGGUAGAGCUUCUCCUAUACAGCCAAACAAGUAAGGAUAUUGCAGUUAUUGAGAAGGCAAAAGAUCUUCUAGGCAAUUCAAUAAGGGUAGCACGACAAGCUUUGGAUAAGUUGGUAAAACAAGGAGCAAACCGCAAGUCUAAUGAUACAUACUCUGAGCAUACAGCUUUGCUUAUACUGUUGCAAGCGUUAAAUGUUUUGACCCAAGUGGAAGUUAGUAAGGCCGAGUUAAACAAGGAGAAGAGCAUGGUGCUGGCUGAGAAAGCUCUUCUUGAUUGUAUUUCGGCCUUUAAACAGUAUGGAAGUCAGAAGGCAGUGGAUGAUUUAAAGGGGGAGUAUCUGUCAUGUUUGAAGCAUCUUUCUGGUAUACUACUACUAAGAAGCAGCAAUAGUAAUAACCCAACAAGGCCUACUUUGCAAGAGCUGGAAAAUGAAAUCAAGAGAGUUGAAGCCCCUUAAUUAAUAACAUGAAUUACUACUUAAGUUCAUUACUUGGUUCAUAACAUUUCAUUAUAAUAAACCUUUGAUUUGUAUUCUUUUCUUAUUUCACCAUAAUAAUAAAUACU